AUGUCCCCCAGAAGCUGGAAUCCCACAACAGUAGUCCUCUGGACCCUGCUUGGAUUGUUGCUGUGUCCGGAACCAGGGACAGCAUCCCUGCCCCUCCUCAUGGACUCUGUCAUCCAGGCUCUGGCUGAGCUGGAGCAGAAAGUGCCAGUCACGGAGGCCAACCACACUGUCUCUGUGUGGCACCUGUCAGCCCGGGACUCUGAUCCCCAUGAUCCCCUUCAUCACUUCCUGCUAAAGGGACGAAGUCUCAAAGUCACCAAGUUGGGUCCUUCUGCACUGAGCCCAGAGCUGCAAGGCCUGAUGGAGGAGGUGGCCCGACAUGAUGUGCGGGGUGGGCAGGAAUACGGGGUGGUACUGGCCCCCGACGGCUCGACGGUGGCUGUGGAGCCUCUUCUGGCAGGGCUGGAAGCCGGCCUGCAGGGCCACAGGGUCAUAAACUUGCCCUUGGGCAGCACAGCCACCCCUCUGGGUGCCGGAGACACCUUUCCAGAUGUUGGAGCUGAGGUUUCUGAUGUAAGAGCCACCUCCCCAGGACUCAGAGAUGUCUCUCCAGAUGUUAGCUCUGCAGGUGUCAGAGCUAUGUCUCCAGAUGUUAGAACCACAGAUCUCAAUGUGGGAGCCAUCUUUAAAGAUGACAGAGUCACCUCUCCAGAUGACCAAACCUCCUCGCCAGAUGCCAAAGCAACGUCUCCGACCACUGUGGACAGCCUCCUGGUGGUCACCUUGGCCAGAGACUUGGGCCUGACCUUCCUCCAGGGCCCCCAAACUCAGAGCCACCCAGGCCUGGGAGCUGAGGGCUGCUGGGACCAGCUCUCUGUCCCCAGGAACUUCACACUCCUGGACCCUGAGGCAUCACCGGUUACCACAGCCUUCCUCAAUGGUGCUCUGGAUGGCGCCCUCCUUGGGGACUACCUGAGUCGGGCCCCUGAGCCCCGGCCACCCCUCAACCACCUCCUGAGCCAGUACUAUGGAGCAGGGGUGGCUGGAGAUCCAGGACUUCGCAGCAACUUCCGACGGCAGAACGGAGCUGCUCUGACUUCAGCCCCUGCCCUGACCCAGCAGGUGUGGGGCGCCCUCAUCCUGCUCCAGAGGCUGGAGCCAGCACACCCUCAGCUGCAGGGCAUGAGCCAAGAACAGCUGGCACAGGCGGCCACCCAUGCCACCAAGGAGUUCACUGAGGCCUUCCUGGGGUGCCCGGCCAUCCACCCCCGUUGCCGCUGGAGUGCGGCACCGUACCGGGGCCGCCCGACGCCGCUACGGCUGCCGCUCGGGUCCCUGUACGUGCAUCACACCUACCUGCCCGCGCCUCCCUGCACCACCUUCGCGCGCUGCGCAGCCAACAUGCGCUCCAUGCAGCGCUUUCACCAGGAUACGCGUGGCUGGGACGACAUUGGCUACAGUUUCGUGGUGGGCUCAGACGGCUACGUGUACGAGGGCCGCGGCUGGCGCUGGGUGGGCGCGCACACUCUAGGCCACAAUGCCCGCGGCUUCGGCGUGGCCUUCGUGGGCAACUACACCGCGGAGCUGCCCGCCGAGGCCGCGCUGCGCACGGUGCGCGACACGCUGCCCAGGUGCGCGGUGCGCGCUGGCCUCCUGCGGCCGGACUACACGCUGCUCGGCCACCGCCAGCUCGUGCGUACCGACUGCCCUGGCGACGCGCUCUUCCGCCAGCUGCGCACCUGGCCGCACUUCGAUGGGAAUGUAAAGCGAAGGACUGCCAAGAGCGCCCCCAGGAGAUCCAAGAGGAAGCCGCCUCUAGUGACCAUGCCGGCCACAGACCUCCAAUAA
Eptesicus fuscus (big brown bat) is the source of this 1788-nucleotide messenger RNA. It is a transcript of the gene PGLYRP2, whose product is annotated as peptidoglycan recognition protein 2. Gene Ontology annotation, biological process: peptidoglycan catabolic process; detection of bacterium; defense response to Gram-positive bacterium. Bases 1 to 1788 code for a protein of 595 amino acids. Lineage: Eukaryota; Metazoa; Chordata; Mammalia; Chiroptera; Vespertilionidae. The record is from RefSeq and is a predicted model, not a curated record. The transcript has 5 exons. Gene Ontology annotation, molecular function: peptidoglycan binding; zinc ion binding; peptidoglycan immune receptor activity.